Cooperia oncophora is the source of this 798-nucleotide messenger RNA. Lineage: Eukaryota; Metazoa; Nematoda; Chromadorea; Rhabditida; Trichostrongylidae. The record is from the annotation of a GenBank genome assembly.
UUAAGAAGGGUAGUUUCACAAGCUUUCAGGAAGGUGUUCAACGAUGCUCAUUCGGCACUUAGAGCUGGCCAUUUUGGAUCAAAGAAAGUGCUCCGCGAACUGAGCGGACGAGUUUUCUGGGAGAAUAUGGCUCGCGACGUGCGACUUUGGACGGAAGAGUGCAAGAAAUGCACGUUGUUCAAUGCACGACAAGAGAUGACGCCUCCGCUAAAACCCGUGGUAUCAACAGAACCGUUUGAAAUGAUCGGCAUUGAUAUCCUGGAAAUGGGACCAACAUCUAAUGGAAAUAAGUAUAUCUUGUCCGUUAUUGAUCGUUUCACUAAAUUUGGAGGAGCUGCCCCAUCGCGACGAAAUCCGCGGAAACGGGUCGAUGUUGGAGAUCCACGUUUCGAUCCGUUGCAUCUGCUUCAUCCAUGUCAAUGUGGAAUGUUCAACACACGGGCUCAAGUGGGCUUGCCUGGAUUACGUUGUGAUCUAGCUCGUUCUAAACCUGUGAAAAAUUUGUAUGAAUUAGCAAAUGUAGCCUCCAUUGCAUUGCACCCUCACUGGGGAGAUGACCGUGAGGAAACCGAACUCCUCAAUAAGGAUUCGCGUUAUCUCACAAUACACGGGCUUGCUACAGCGAUUCAAGCUCACGCCAAAUUCUGCUACAAAUUCGCUGCUGCGGUGAAAGAAAAGGAAGGCGUCGAGCUGUCGCAUCCACCACUGUUCACGACCAAUCCAGGAUAUGACAUCGAGAUGUACUAUCGGAUGGCCAUGGCUCGACGAGCGCAAAUCACUUCUCAGUCGCCGGAAUGA